CAAUCUUUAAAGAAUCAGCGUCAAGAAAGAUUAAAUAUCAAAUUUUAUUAAUUUUUUGUGAAGGAUAAUAUAAAGGAAGUACAAAAAACAUUGAGAUUACGACAAAAAUUGAAAAAUAAAAAUUUUCAUGCUUUGGACAUAUUAGAAAGUAUCAUAAAUUUUUGAUACUCUAAUCAAUUGUUCCUCGCAUAAUAAUAAACUUAUCGACAACAAAAGGAAAACAUUCAAAAUGUCUAAUGACUCAAAAGCGCCCAUACGCACUGUUAAAAGAGUGCAAUUCGGCAUUCUGUCACCUGAUGAAAUACGUCGAAUGUCAGUCACAGAAGGUGGAAUUCUAUUUCCCGAAACAAUGGAAGGAGGAAGACCUAAAUUAGGAGGUCUUAUGGAUCCAAGACAAGGUGUUAUUGACAGAAAUUCAAGAUGCCAAACUUGUGCUGGAAAUUUAACAGAAUGUCCUGGACAUUUUGGUCACAUCGACUUAGCGAAGCCUGUAUUUCAUGUUGGAUUCUUAACAAAAUCAAUUAAAAUCCUACGAUGCGUCUGUUUCUACUGCUCAAAGCUUCUCGUUAGUCCACACAAUCCAAAAAUCAAGGAAGUUAUUAUAAAAUCAAAGGGACAGCCAAGAAAGAGAUUAGCUUAUGUCUAUGAUUUAUGUAAAGGCAAGAAUAUUUGUGAGGGUGGUGAAGAUAUGGAUUUAACAAAAGAUGGACAGCCACAACCAAUGGAUCCUAAUAAGAAAAUGGGACAUGGAGGUUGUGGUAAUCAUCAGCCAUCAAUUCGUAGAUCUGGUCUUGAAUUAUCAGCAGAAUGGAAGCAUUUAAAUGAAGAAACACAAGAAAAGAAGAUUCCAUUGACUGCUGAACGAGUUUUGGAAAUUUUUAGACACAUUACAGACGAAGAAUGUUAUAUUCUUGGUAUGGAUCCAAAAUUCGCUCGUCCUGAUUGGAUGAUUGUUAGUGUUAUGGCAGUUCCACCAUUAGCAGUACGUCCAUCAGUUGUUAUGUUUGGAGCAACAAAGAAUCAGGACGAUUUGACACAUAAACUUGCUGAUGUUAUUAAAGCAAAUAAUGAAUUAAAGAAGAAUGAAUCUUCUGGUGCUGCUGCUCAUGUAAUUAAUGAAAAUAUUAAGAUGCUUCAGUUCCAUGUUGCUACAUUUGUAGACAAUGACAUGCCUGGAAUGCCUAGAGCUAUGCAGAAAUCAGGAAAACCAUUGAAAGCUAUUAAAGCACGUUUGAAGGGUAAAGAAGGACGUAUUCGUGGUAAUUUGAUGGGAAAACGUGUCGAUUUCUCAGCACGUACUGUCAUUACACCAGAUCCAAAUUUACGUAUAGAUCAAGUCGGAGUUCCACGUUCAAUUGCACAAAAUUUAACUUUCCCAGAACUUGUCACGCCAUUUAACAUUGAUCGAAUGCAGGAUCUUGUUAGACGUGGUAAUUCACAAUAUCCUGGAGCUAAAUAUAUUAUUCGAGACAAUGGAGAAAGAAUUGAUUUACGUUUCCAUCCAAAACCAAGUGAUUUACAUCUUCAAUGCGGAUAUAAAGUCGAACGUCAUUUAAGAGAUGAUGAUUUAGUCAUUUUCAAUCGUCAACCAACUUUGCACAAAAUGAGUAUGAUGGGUCACAGAGUCAAGGUUCUACCUUGGUCUACUUUUCGAAUGAAUUUGAGUUGUACGUCUCCUUACAAUGCUGAUUUUGAUGGUGACGAAAUGAACUUGCAUGUUCCACAAUCGAUGGAAACUCGUGCUGAAGUUGAAAACAUUCACAUUACACCUAGACAGAUUAUCACACCUCAAGCUAAUAAGCCUGUUAUGGGUAUUGUACAGGAUACACUUACAGCUGUUCGUAAAAUGACAAAACGUGAUGUUUUUGUUGACAAAGAACAAAUGAUGAAUAUUUUAAUGUUUUUGCCAACUUGGGACGGUAAAAUGCCACAACCAGCAAUUAUAAAACCAAAACCUUUAUGGACAGGAAAGCAAAUUUUCUCAUUGAUUAUUCCUGGUAAUGUAAAUUUGAUUCGUACGCAUUCAACACAUCCUGAUGAUGAAGAUGAUGGUCCAUAUAAGUGGAUUUCAUUAGGAGAUACAAAAGUUAUGGUAGAACAUGGAGAAUUGUUAAUGGGAAUUUUAUGUAAAAAGACACUUGGAGCAUCUGCUGGUUCCUUAUUGCAUAUUAUCUUUUUGGAACUUGGACAUGAAAUUGCUGGAAGAUUCUAUGGUAAUAUUCAGACUGUCGUUAAUAAUUGGUUGCUUUUGGAAGGUCAUAGUAUUGGAAUUGGUGACACAAUUGCUGAUCCUCAAACAUAUCAAGAAAUUCAGAAGACAAUUCGUAAAGCCAAAGAGGAUGUCAUAGGAGUUAUUCAGAAAGCUCACAAUAUGGAAUUGGAACCAACACCCGGUAAUACAUUGCGUCAGACUUUCGAGAAUCAAGUAAAUCGUAUUUUGAACGAUGCUCGUGACAAAACUGGUGGAUCUGCUAAGAAAUCGCUUACUGAAUAUAAUAAUCUUAAAGCUAUGGUCGUUUCCGGUUCAAAAGGUUCAAAUAUUAAUAUCUCACAGGUUAUUGCUUGUGUCGGACAACAAAACGUUGAAGGUAAACGAAUUCCUUUUGGUUUUCGUAAACGAACCUUGCCCCAUUUCAUUAAAGACGAUUACGGUCCUGAAUCUCGUGGUUUCGUCGAGAAUUCAUACCUUGCUGGACUUACUCCUUCAGAAUUUUAUUUCCAUGCUAUGGGAGGUCGUGAAGGUCUUAUUGAUACUGCUGUAAAAACAGCUGAAACUGGAUAUAUUCAGCGUCGUUUGAUCAAAGCUAUGGAGUCUGUAAUGGUUCAUUAUGAUGGAACUGUAAGAAAUUCUGUUGGACAACUUAUUCAAUUGCGUUACGGCGAGGAUGGUCUUUGUGGUGAAACUGUCGAGUUUCAGUCACUUCCAACUGUCAAAUUAUCAAAUAAAGUUUUCGAAAAGAAAUUCAAAUUUGAUGUCUCAAAUGAACGACACAUGAAAAAGCUAUUCUCAGAAGAUGUUGUGAAACAAUUUACAGAAUCUGGCUUAGUUAUUCAAGAAUUGGAAAGUGAAUAUGAACAAUUAAUGAAGGAUCGACAGACAUUAAGAGAAAUUUUCCCAAGUGGUGAAAAUAAAGUCGUAUUGCCGUGUAAUCUUAACAGAAUGAUUUGGAAUGUCCAGAAGAUUUUCCACAUCAAUAAACGUGCACCGACUGACUUAAAUCCAAUUCAUGUGAUUAAAGGCGUUCGUGACUUGCUUGGCAAAUGUAAUAUUGUGGCUGGAAAUGAUAGGCUGUCAAAACAGGCUAAUGAGAAUGCAACAUUAUUGUUCCAAUGUCUUGUUCGGUCGACAUUAUGUACAAAACUUGUAGCUGAAGACCACAGACUUAAUACAGAAGCUUUUGAGUGGUUGAUUGGAGAAAUUGAAACUCGUUUCCAACAAGCUCAAGCUAAUCCUGGUGAGAUGGUUGGAGCUUUAGCUGCUCAGUCACUUGGAGAACCUGCUACUCAGAUGACGCUCAAUACUUUCCAUUUUGCUGGAGUAUCGUCAAAGAACGUAACAUUGGGUGUACCACGUUUAAAGGAAAUUAUUAAUAUUUCAAAGAAACCUAAAGCUCCAUCUCUAACUGUCUUUUUAACUGGUGGUGCUGCUCGAGAUGCAGAAAAGGCAAAGAAUGUUUUGUGUCGAUUAGAACAUACAACAUUACGUAAAGUAACAGCAAAUACAGCUAUCUAUUAUGAUCCAGAUCCACAAAGGACAGUCAUUCAAGAAGAUCAAGAGUUUGUAAACAUUUAUUAUGAAAUGCCUGAUUUUGAUCCAACAAAAAUUUCUCCAUGGCUUUUGCGUAUUGAACUCGAUCGUAAGCGUAUGACAGAUAAGAAAUUGACUAUGGAACAGAUUGCUGAAAAGAUUAAUGCUGGAUUUGGUGAUGAUUUAAAUUGUAUUUUCAAUGACGAUAAUUCUGACAAAUUGGUAUUGCGUAUUCGAAUUAUGAAUAAAGGCGAUAAUAAAUUUGGAAUGGAUGGUGAAGAGGAUAUGGAGAAAAUGGAAGAAGAUAUGUUCCUUAGAUGUAUUGAGUCUAAUAUGCUGUCAGAAUUGACCUUACAAGGUAUUGAAGCUAUUGGGAAAGUAUACAUGCAUUUGCCACAAACGGAUUCAAAGAAGAGAAUCGUUAUUACUGAAAAUGGUGAAUUUAAAGCUAUUGGAGAAUGGCUGCUUGAAACUGAUGGUACAUCAUUAAUGAAAGUUCUUAGUGAACGUGAUGUAGAUCCAGUGAGAACAUACAGUAACGACAUUUGUGAAAUAUUUAGUGUAUUAGGUAUUGAAGCUGUUCGUAAGUCUGUUGAGAAAGAAAUGAAUGCUGUAUUGCAGUUCUACGGUCUUUACGUAAAUUAUCGUCAUUUGGCUUUGUUGUGUGACGUCAUGACAGCUAAAGGACAUUUGAUGGCUAUUACACGUCACGGUAUCAAUCGACAAGAUACUGGUGCACUUAUGAGAUGUUCUUUUGAGGAAACUGUUGAUGUUUUGAUGGAUGCAGCAAGUCAUGCUGAAGUAGAUCCAAUGAGAGGUGUCUCUGAGAAUAUUAUUAUGGGUCAAUUACCACGUAUGGGAACUGGAUGUUUUGAUCUUUUACUUGAUGCUGAAAAAUGUAAAGAUGGAAUGGAAAUUCCACAUUCAAGUAUGGGAACUGGAAUGUUCUUUGGACCAGGACAAGCAAGUCCUUCAAUGAGCCCAGCUAUGACUCCAUGGCAAAGUGGUACUCCUGCGUACGGGGCAGAAUGGUCUCCAGGAAGUGGUCAAAGUGGAAUGACACCAGGAGGUCCAAGUUUCUCACCAAGUGCUCAAUCUGAAGCUGGAAUGUCACCAAGUUGGUCACCGAAUCCAGGCAGUCCAGGAAGUCCAGGCGGUGGAAUGUCACCAUAUUUCAAUCAAAGCUCUCCUGCUCAAUCUCCAUCAUAUUCGCCAUCAAGUCCUAAUUAUUUGGCUUCUGCAUCUCCAUCUUAUAGCCCAACAAGUCCUUCAUAUAGUCCAACUUCGACUAUUUACAGCCCUACAUCUCCUCACUAUUCACCGACAUCUCCAAAUUACAAUCCAACAUCCCCGUUAUACUCUCCAAACUCGUCUUAUUCGCCUUCGUCACCAUCUUACUCACCAACGAGUCCAAAAUAUCAGGCAAGCCCAAGCUAUACAGCUCCUUCAUACUCUCCAACGAGUCCUUAUUCGCCGACGAGUCCAUCUUACAGCCCUACAUCGCCUUCUUAUAGCCCAACAAGUCCAUCUUAUUCACCUUCUUCUCCAAGCUAUAAUCGAUCACCGAUUCCAACACCUUCAUACAGUCCCUCAUCACCGAAUUAUACUCCUACAACACCUUCAUACAGCCCAAGUUCUCCUCAAUAUCCAACGCAUUAUUCACCAAGUUCACCAAGCUAUUCUCCGUCGUCGACAAAAUAUUCUCCAAACUCUCCAAGUUAUUCUCCCACGAGUCCAUCGCAUUGUGCUUCUCCACAAUAUACACCGACAAGUCCACAGACUUUCUAUUCGCCAGUAUCACCAAAUUAUCCAAGUUCUCCUGGCGGUGCUGCUUAUUCUCCAACUUAUUCGCCAGGUUCUAGAUAUUCACCAUCAUCACCUGUCUAUGAGGAGAAUAAUCAACCUGUUUACUCACCAUCUAGUUCUUAUUCACCAGCAAGCCCAUCAUAUAGCAAGCAUGAUGAUCAGUAAAAUGUUAGAAAUUAGAAUAUGACAGACAAACUAUAAUGUCGAUUACUUUUUAUCCGUUUCGUUUGAUUAAGUAAGCAUAAGAACUAUCAAGAAAAUAAAUUAAUUAAUUUUUAAUAGAUUGAUUGACAUGAAAAAGAUAUUUUGAGGAUAUAAGAUGCGAGGAGAUUCACAUGAAAUAAAGUGCAUUUCUCGAGAAAACAAAAUAUUUGCAUGACUCAAUUCUUAUGAAAUAUCAACAGUUUACUCGGAAGUGCAUCUGAG
Molecule: messenger RNA, 5980 nt
Organism: Chironomus riparius
Lineage: Eukaryota; Metazoa; Arthropoda; Insecta; Diptera; Chironomidae
Source: the annotation of a GenBank genome assembly